Molecule: messenger RNA, 560 nt
Organism: Paramecium pentaurelia
Lineage: Eukaryota; Ciliophora; Oligohymenophorea; Peniculida; Parameciidae
Source: the annotation of a GenBank genome assembly
AUGUAAAGAGAAUAAGCAGUUUAAAUUGCAGGAUAGUUAUAUAAUUAUUAUACAAAAAAAGGAAGUUUAGAUAGUAUAUUAGACCUUUAUAUUUGUUAGUUUAAACAAUGAUGAGUAAUAAUUAUAAGAUGAUGGGUAAAUAAUAUCAGAUCUAAUAAGAAGAUAUUGAAGAAUAUAAAUAAGUUAUUGGAAGUGGUUAAAAGAAGGAUUUUGAAUAAUUAUGCAUCAGAUAUUUCUGUAAUACUAUUCAGAUAGUGAAUUUACAAAAGAAACAAAAAUACUCAAAAAUUGCUAAUGACAGAUUAGAAAUUGCAAGAAAAAUAUUCCGUAAAUUUGAUGCAGAUAAUUCUGGUUCUAUAACUUCUGAUGAAGUUCGAGGAUUAUUAAUUGAAACAUACAAGUAGGUAGGGAUAAAUAAUUAUCAGCCAACAGAUGAGGAUCUAAAAGAAUGGAUGAAUAUGACAGAUACAAAUGGAGAUGGAUUAAUAAGUAUUGAAGAAUUUGAAGAUUUAGUAAUUAGAAGUUUGUAAAGUUCUGGAAUAGAAAUAUAUUAGAAAUGA